GAAAUUUUGAGUAGUUCAGAGAACUGGCAAAUACCACCUCUGACUGUCCCCGUCCCCGAUCUAUUGGCUGCCUCCCGUGUACCAGCUGGUUGAGUCCCAGCUAAUUGGCUGGGUCUUCUUUUGUUGCCCUGAACAGGAGAAUGGAGCUGGAAAGCAGGCCUCGAUGAACUCACAGAUACUGUAACAUCAUAUGUCAGCUUCUGUGAAGACCUAUGUGUACCAACCAGGAACUUGCAAAUAUACAUGAACAACAAACCUUGGUUCACAGCUAAACUCAAGCAGCUGCGUCGUUCCAAAGAGGAAGCCUACAGAAAAGGUGAUAAAAUGCUGUACAAUCAGGCCAGAAAUGUAUUAACAAGGGAGAUCAGAGCAGCGAAAAGAAGCUACUCUGAAAAGCUAAAGAAUCAAUUCUCAACAAAUGAACCAGCAAACAUGUGGAAAACUCUUAAAAAUAUCACAGGCUACGGCAAAUCUCCUUCGCAGGCUAAAGAAAAUCAACAACUGGCAGAUGGUGACCUGAAUGUGUUUUACUGCAAGUUUGAAAGGAAACUACAGCCACCAGCUCUCAACUCAGACACACCAACAACAGCCAAGCCUCCUACAACUGACCCCAUCCCAUUGGGUUCACAACCCCUAGUGAUCACAGAAAAGGAAGUGCAAGACCUAUUUCACAGACAAAAGCCAGGAAAAGCUCCAGGCCCAGACAAGAUAACUCCUUCUUGCUUACAAGUCUGUGCUGACCAAUUGGCCCCCAUCUUCACCCGUAUCUUCUAUAAAUCACUAGAGAUGUGCUAUGUUCCUUCUUGCUUCAAACGCUCUACUAUCAUCCCAGUGCUGAAGAAGCCCACCAUCAAGGAACUGAAUAACUAUAGACCAAUUGCUCUAACAUCUGUAUAUUGUGGUCCGCCAGCAGCCUGCAGAGCUGGCAACGGAGUUGGACAGCAGUGAGGCUGAGGAAGAACAUGGGCCAGUCCUGGAGGCUGGGGAAAGCCCGGAUGAGGGCUCUGCAUUGGAGGCAGAGGUGGGGCCAGGGCCAGAGCCUCCAGAAGUUGACGGUAGUGAGGCAGAGGAACAGGAAGAGCCUGUUCCUAAUGCAUGCAUGAGAAGAGCUGCCAGAAGCCAAGAGCAGUUCAAGCAAAGAGGACAACUCAGGAUUAUGUCCAAUAGAUGAUUGGCCCCUCCCAUAAGGCUUAAAAGACCAGCAAUGACGUUUGGGCUCUUUGCCAGAAAACAACGUUGAUAGCUUGGUCUUGUUGCAUUUGUUUUCUAUCAGUGUCUUCUGAACUUUUGCCAAGAAAGGCCUUUGCAGUUUGCCGAAUUGGACCACAAUUGGUGAUAGGACUGAGGAAUUGUGUUGAAAGGAAUUUGCUUUAGUUUAGUUGAACUACGCUGAGAAUGAGUUAAUUAUAAUAACGUUUGUUUGUUUUUACACUGACUGAGUUUCCUACUAUCUACUUGGGCCUGGGUCACAAUACUGUAGUCAUGAAAACCUUUGAAAGGCUAGUGCUGUCCCACUUGAAAACCAUCACAGAUCCACUGUUAGACCCCUUGCAAUUUGCAUUCCGAGCAAAUAGAUCAACAGAUGAUGUUGUUAAUAUGGCUCUGCACUACAUCCUACAACAUCUUGAAUCUCCAAAGACUUACGCAAGGGUCCUCUUUGUAGACUUCAGUUCAGCAUUCAAUACCAUCAUUCCAGACACUCUUCUAAUCAAGCUAAACAGCUACAGGUACCUGAACAGAUUUGUAAGCUUCCUAACAAACAGGAAGCAGCAGGUGAAGCUAAUCAGAAUCACAUCAGAUACCUGUACAAUUUGCACAGGCCCAUCCCAAGGCUGUAUGCUCUCCCCACUUCUUUUCUCUCUGUAUACCAAUGACUGCAUCUCUAACGAUCCAUUUGUUAAACUACUGAAGUUCACAGAUGACACAACAGCGAUCGGUCUCAAUUGAGACAAUGAUGAAUCCACAUACAGAUGAGAGGUUAAACAACUCGUCUUGUGGUGCGACUGGAACAAUCUGGAACUGAACACACUCAAAACCGUAGAAAUGGUAGUAGACUUUAGGAGAAACUCUUCCAUACUUCCACCUUUCACAAUACUAGACAACACAGUAUCAACAGUAGAGACCUUCAAAUUUCUAGGUUCUACCAUAUCGCAAGAUCUAAAAUGGACACCUAACAUCAAAAACGUCAUCAAAAACACACAACAAAGAAUGUCCUUUCUGCGCCAACUAAGAAAGCUCAAACUGCCCAAGGAGUUGCUGAUCCAGUUCUACAGAGGAAUUAUUGACUCUGUCAUCGGCACCUCUAUAACUGUCUGGUUUGGUUCUGCAACCCAACAAGACAGACACAGACUUCAGAGGAUAAUUAGAACUGCAAAAAAAGAAAAACAAUUGCUAUCAACUUGCCUUCCACUGAGGACCUGAAUAAUGCACAAGUCAAAAAGAGGACUGUGAAAAUAUUUAAAGACCCUUCACAUCCUGGACAUAAACUGUUUCAGCUCCUAUCCUCAAAACAACGCUAUAGAGUACUGCACACCAGAACAAGUAGAUACAAGAACAGUUUUUCCUAAACACCAUCACUCUGCUAAACAAAUAAUUCCCUCAACCCUGUCAAACCAUUUACUAAGUCUGCACUACUAUUAAUCUUCUCAUUGUUCCCACCACCCAUCUCCUUCCACUUAUGACUGUAUGACUGUAACUUUGUUGCUUGUAUCAUUACGAU
Molecule: messenger RNA, 2719 nt
Organism: Ahaetulla prasina
Lineage: Eukaryota; Metazoa; Chordata; Lepidosauria; Squamata; Colubridae
Exons: 2
Coding region: 244-948 (234 amino acids)
Source: RefSeq, a predicted model, not a curated record